AUGUCUCAGGAGAAGUACCAUUGGGUCGCAGCCGGAGAGUCGGCGCCGGCGAGGCAUGAGUCCAUGUGGACUCUGGCGGAGGACCACGUGUUUGAGGAAGCCAUUCUGCUGAUUCCAGCGGGAACGCCGCGCCGGUGGGAGACGAUCGCCGGCUUACUCCCUGGAAAGUCGCCCAUGGAAGUGAAGGAACACUACGAUGUAGUGAUUCGCACUUGGAGAGAGACGGACGCGGCCAAAAGAGUCGAGCCGCCGAGUUACGCGACCGAGUCGCUGCCUACUUACGUGACCGAGUCGGCGGCAAUGCUGGACUCGAUGCCGGCGCUCUCUCAGAUUUCGGUCGAGGCCAAGCCGGAGCAGGGCGAGGAUCGGUGGAAGAAAAGGACUCCAUGGACCGAAGAAGUGAUGGGUGGAGAGGAGCACUCAGCCACUGGUUGUGGCUGA
Malania oleifera is the source of this 441-nucleotide messenger RNA. Its product is annotated as protein RADIALIS-like 1. NCBI's taxonomy places the organism in Eukaryota, Viridiplantae, Streptophyta, Magnoliopsida, Santalales, Ximeniaceae. The transcript has a single exon. Bases 1 to 441 code for a protein of 146 amino acids. The record is from RefSeq and is a predicted model, not a curated record.